CCCAAGAACUGGCCAGCGGGAAUCAUCUACCUCACUGAGCCUGCGUACUCAUCGCAAUUGGGUCCAUCUGAGCUGUCAGCGCUGAGGCAAAAUGAUGGCCCAGUCAAUGGACCCGGUAUUAUUAAUACCUUGCCUUCUCCGCUUGUCAAGAUUACUGCCAUCACUUCUCCAGCGACACAUCCAGCUGUAGGCCAAUAUGGUCUCUUUGCUGCGCGAGACCUUGCUCCAUCUAGCUUUAUCGUGGAUUAUCUAGGCUAUGUCCACCCUGCUUCUGACACUGACGAGUCUUCGAAUUAUGAUCUUUGUCUGGAUGCAGAUUGCGGUGUCGGCGUAGAUGCGACGAAAAUGGGCAACGAAGCUCGGUUUACCAAUGAUUACAGAGGCAUUCGACCAGAAGGACCUAAUGCUGAAUUUAAAGAGCACGUCGUAAACGGCGAAAGGCGAAUGAGCAUCUGGGUCCUGCCAGCGGGCAAGAAUGGACAUAGAAAGCGCGGAAUCAGAAAAGGCGAGGAAAUCUGCGUAAGCUAUGGAAAGGGCUUCUGGAGAGAGAGA
Molecule: messenger RNA, 552 nt
Organism: Xylona heveae TC161
Lineage: Eukaryota; Fungi; Ascomycota; Xylonomycetes; Xylonales; Xylonaceae
Product: SET domain-containing protein
Exons: 1
Molecular function (GO): protein binding
Source: RefSeq, a predicted model, not a curated record